Molecule: messenger RNA, 462 nt
Organism: Morone saxatilis (striped sea-bass)
Lineage: Eukaryota; Metazoa; Chordata; Actinopteri; Moronidae
Product: fatty acid-binding protein, liver-type
Exons: 4
Coding region: 43-426 (127 amino acids)
Biological process (GO): fatty acid transport
Cellular component (GO): cytosol; nucleus
Molecular function (GO): fatty acid binding
Source: RefSeq, a predicted model, not a curated record
GGCGGAUAGCCGCUUCUCACUUUACCUUCACUGCCUGUCAUCAUGUCUUUCACUGGAAAGUACCAGCUGGAGUCUCAGGAGAACUUUGAGCCUUUUAUGAAGGCUAUUGGUCUUCCUGAUGAACUCAUCCAGAAAGGCAAAGACAUCAAGAGCAUCUCUGAGAUUGAAGAGACUGGGGACAACUUCAAAGUGACGGUCACUACCGGCUCAAAGGUCCUCAUUAAUACCUUCACCAUUGGAAAGGAGGCAGAGCUGGAGACAGUUACUGGAGAGAAGGUCAAGGCGGUGGUUCAGCGUGAAGGCAACAAGUUGAAGGUGUCCCUGAAGGGAAUUGAAUCCGUCACAGAAAUGGUGGAUGGGAACACAAUUGUCAAUACGAUGACUCUUGGUGGCAUUGUAUACAAGAGGACGAGCAAACGCAUGUAAAUGUCUACACUUGGGAUAAUAAAAAGUAAAACUGCA